This is a messenger RNA of Knipowitschia caucasica, 8604 nucleotides long. The record is from the annotation of a GenBank genome assembly. NCBI's taxonomy places the organism in Eukaryota, Metazoa, Chordata, Actinopteri, Gobiiformes, Gobiidae.
AUGAGCAUUGCACAGUGUCACAGACACCGGCCGCUACACCUGCGUGGCUGUCCAACGCAGGAGGAGAACAACAGAAGCACUAUGACCUGCGGGUGUGUUAGGUGCGCUCCGGGCUUCCUGGGAGAGUACUGCCACCAUAAGGACCCCUGUCUGCCUGGCUACUGCAUGAACGGAGGGAGUUGCACUGUGUCGUUGUCUGGGGGUGUGCCUGUCCCGGGGAACCCCACCUGCACCUGUCCCAUCGGGUACACAGGCCAGCACUGCCAGACCCCGCAGAACUCCUCCUGCUACCCCAGCAACCCCUGCACCAACAAGGGGAAGUGUGAGCUGGUGACGGCUCUGGACAAGUUCAAGUGCCGCUGUCCCAGAGGGUGGUCAGGCCCUCGGUGUGAGUUCGAGGACAGCUGUCUCUCCGGCCCCUGUGCUAACGGCGGCGUGUGCACGGCUCGCUCCAGUCAGAGCUACGACUGCUCCUGUCCGUCAGGAUACACAGGUCCUCGAUGUCUCAACGACACCGACGAGUGCGCGGCCACACCCACAAUUUGCCAGAACGAAGGCCUGUGCAUCAAUACUCCCGGCUCAUACAAGUGUAUUUGUGACUCUGGCUUCACGGGGCGACACUGUGAGAGCUCAUACGUGCCGUGUUCCCCUUCUCCCUGUCUCAACGGAGGAACCUGCCAGAGCUACGACUUCAGCUACUCCUGUCACUGCCUGCCCGGGUUUAACGGCACAAACUGUGAGAACAACAUAGACGACUGCCCAGGCCACCAAUGUGCCAAUGGAGGGACCUGCAUGGACGGGGUCAACACUUACAACUGCCAAUGUCCUCCAGAGUGGACAGGUCAGCACUGCACCGAGGACGUGGACGAGUGCCGCCUCCAGCCCAACACGUGCCAGAACGGGGGCACGUGCAGCAACUUACCGGGCAGUUACGUGUGCGUCUGCGUCAACGGCUGGAUGGGGCCCGACUGCUCAGAGAACAUUGAUGACUGUGCCAGCGCAGCCUGUCAUACGGGGUCCACCUGCAUUGACCGUGUGGCCUCCUUCAUCUGCGUCUGCCCGCACGGAAAGACCGGUUUGCUGUGCCACAGAGAUGAUGCUUGUAUCAGUAACCCGUGCAGAGAAGGCUCCCACUGCGACACAAACCCCAUCAGUGGCAAGUUUAACUGCAACUGCCCCACUGGGUACAUGGGCAGCACUUGUAACAUAGACCGAGAUGAAUGCAGCAUCGGUGCAAAUCCUUGUGAGCAUGGAGGCCAGUGCGUCAACACAGACGGGUCCUUCACGUGCAACUGUGUGCGGGGCUUUGCCGGACCUCGCUGUGAGCAAGACGUCAACGAGUGUGCGUCCAGCCCCUGUCAGAAUGAUGGCACCUGUUUGGACCGCAUUGGAGAGUACACCUGCAUCUGCAUGCCUGGAUUUGAAGGGACUCAUUGUGAAAUUGAAAUGAAUGAGUGUCUGAGCUCACCUUGUCUGAACCAGGGGAAAUGUUUGGAUCAGGUCAGUCGCUUUGUCUGCGAAUGCCCGGCAGGUUUUAGUGGUGAAAUGUGUCAAAUAGACAUUGAUGAAUGCUCCAGUACACCCUGCUUAAAUGGAGCUAAGUGCACUGACCGGCCAAAUGGAUACGACUGUGAAUGUGCAGAAGGCUUUAUGGGUGUGCUCUGUGAGGAGAAUGUCAACGACUGCAUGCCUGAGCCAUGCCAUCACGGUGUGUGCAAAGACGGCAUUGCCACGUUCUCCUGCGAUUGCCACCUUGGAUACACAGGCUCCAUCUGCAACAUCCAGGUGCAGGAGUGCCACAGUAACCCCUGUCAGAACAGAGGCCGCUGCAUCGACCUGGUUAACGCUUACCAGUGCAACUGUCCACCAGGCACCACAGGAGUGAACUGUGAAUUUAAUGAAAAUGACUGUGCUAACAAACCUUGUGAAAAUGGAGAGUGCAUUGAUGGCAUCAAUGAUUAUGAAUGUGUCUGCACUCCAGGAUACACAGGAGUGAAGUGCAAUGUGGAAAUUAACGAGUGUGCCUCAAACCCGUGCAUGAGUGGGGGCACUUGUGUGGACAAAAUCAACGGUUUUCAGUGUCUUUGUCCUUCGGGCACCCAUGGUCCUCUGUGUCUCUCUGGGAUGGACCACUGCGUUCACCGGCCCUGUCUUCAUGGAGACUGCAUUGAACAGCAACAUGGAUACCACUGUGAUUGUGAGCCUGGUUGGAUGGGAGAGCAUUGUGAGUCAGAGAGAGACGAGUGCCAGAGUAACCCUUGCCAGAAUGGAGGCAGCUGUGUCGACCAUCACAAUGGAUACACAUGUCAAUGUAAAACUGGUUACAGAGGUUUGAACUGUGAGAUUGACAUAGAUGAAUGUGCCUCUCGGCCAUGUCAGAACCACGGUAUCUGCAAAGACGGAGUCAAUAGUUACAGCUGCCAAUGUAGUCCACCUUUCACAGGAAAACACUGUUCCGAAGAGCUUGCUCCGUGUGCCUCUCAUCCUUGUGAAAAAGGCGGCGUUUGUCGUCCAACUCCAGACUACACAUCUUACAUCUGUCUGUGUCCAGUUGGAUGGAAAGGCCCACGCUGCAGUGAGGAUGUUGAUGAAUGUAAAACAAAUCCUUGCAAAAACAACGGCCAAUGCAUUAACAGUCCUGGCAGCUACACAUGCAGGUGUCUCUCAGGGUACAGUGGACACAACUGCGAGACAGACAUAGACGACUGCUCCCCCAACCCAUGCCUGAAUGGAGGGUCUUGCGUGGACUCUGUGGCUGGCUUCACCUGUGAUUGUCGCUUGGGAUUCAAAGGGGACCGCUGUGAGACUGAAGUGGAUGAAUGUGCCUCACAGCCCUGCAGGAAUGGUGCCGUGUGCAGAGACUAUGUCAACAGCUUUGUGUGCGAGUGUCGUCCCGGGUUUGGCGGGAUUCAGUGCGAAAAAAACAUUAUCGUAUGCACAGAAAGUUCUUGCUUAAACAAUGGAACUUGCAUUGAUGACAUAAACACCUUUUCAUGCCGAUGUCGUCCUGGUUUCUAUGGCACGUUCUGUGAAUAUGAACAUAAUGAGUGUGACUCCCAGCCCUGUAAGAACGGCGGGACCUGCACGGACGGUCUGGGCACAUAUCGCUGCACUUGUCCUAUGGGAUACAACGGACAAAACUGCCAAAAUCUUGUAAACCUGUGCAGUCAUGUUCGCUGUCACAAUGGAGGGUCCUGCUCACAGACCACAACCACUUGGACCUGCCACUGCACCAGGGGGUGGACUGGGAUGUAUUGUGACGUGCCCAAUAUGUCAUGUCAAGACUUUGCUGCCAGAAAAAGUCUGAAAGUGGAGGAUGUAUGCAAAAAUGCUGGGAGCUGCAUUAAUGUUGGGUAUUCCCAUGAAUGCCAGUGCCAGCCUGGAUACACGGGCAGUUAUUGUGAUGAGAUGGUCGAUGAAUGCAAAUCCAACCCGUGUCGGAAUGGGGCCACAUGUGUAGACUAUCAGGGCACUUACGAAUGUAAAUGUAAACCAGGCUUUCAGGGAGUCAACUGUGAGUAUGAUGUUGAUGAGUGUCACUCCAGGCCGUGUCUCAACGGAGGAACCUGCAUCAAUCUCAUCAACCACUUCACCUGCGCGUGUCCACCAGGAACACACGGACUACAGUGUGAAGUAAAUGAGGAUGACUGUGCUCCCAAAGCUGGCUCCUCGGAGCCGCGAUGUCUGAAUGGGGGCCAGUGUGUGGAUGGGAUUGGCCGUUUCAGCUGCACGUGUCCUCCUGGCUUUGUAGGAGAACACUGUGAAGGAGAUCUGAAUGAGUGUCUGUCUGAGCCUUGCCAGGCCCCCGGCAGCCUGGACUGUGUGCAGCUGGACAACAACUAUCAGUGCCGCUGCCGCCUGGGUUACACAGGCCGACACUGCGAGUCCAUGGUGGAUCUGUGCCUGUCCAAGCCCUGCCAUAGCGGUGGGACCUGUUCUAUGAACAUGAGCUCAGUACAUGGUUACACUUGCUCCUGUUCUCCUGGUUUUACUGGAUUCAACUGUGGCGAGCUGGAAGGUUACAACUGUGCAAAGCUGCGGUGCUUGAAUGGUGGACACUGCGUAGACCAAACAUCAGGACACCUGUACUGCCAGUGUCAGCCCGGCUACAGCGGAGCACGCUGUGAAAAAUGUGACUGCAUUAAUGGAGGAACAUGUGCCAAAGACCCUUCAAACAGCUUCUCAUACAUCUGCCUCUGUCCCCCACAAUUUUCUGGACGACAAUGUGAGACCAAAGCUUCACUAAACAAACCACGCAACCACAUUGCAGUUUGUCCUUACCUUCAGUGUGAGAAACAGUCUGGAGAUAAAGUGUGUGACGAUCAGUGUAACAACUAUGAGUGUGAGUGGGACGGAGGAGAUUGCUCUCUCAACUGGAAGCAGCCCUGGGUUAACUGCACCGCUAGUGUGUUCUGCUGGGACCUCUUCAAGAAUGGACAAUGCAAUAGGGAGUGUGACAACCCUGGGUGUCUGUUUGAUGGCUUUGAUUGUCUGGAGGAUAUUCCAGAGCCUUGCAAAUAUGACAAGUACUGUGGAGAUCACUAUGACAAUGGCUUCUGUGACCCAAGUUGCUACACUGAGGCGUGUGGCUGGGAUGGCUUGGACUGUUCAAAAGAUUCCACACCCAAAUUAUUAGGAGGAGUUCUGAUCAUUGUGGUUCGGCUUCAGCCAGAGGAGCUGCUUGGAGGCUUGAGAGGCUUCUUGCGUUCCCUUGGGGCACUGAUACAUACAAAUGUCAAGGUGAAGUUGGAUGAAAAUAAUAAGCCAAUGGUCUACCCUUAUUAUGGGCAAGAGGAGGAGACUGGGUGGGACCUGUUUAAGAGCCGAAGCAAGCGUGAACUGGACAGAGAAGUGAUUGGCUCUCAGGUCUAUCUGGAAAUAGAUAACAGAGAAUGCUUCCAGAGAUGUGUCUCAACCAUAAAUGAAGCUGCAUCCUUCAUAGCCGCUGCUCACAUCAAAGCAGAUCUUCCAUAUCCUCUCAUAUCCAUAAGCAGUGAUCCAACUAUAGUCCCAAAACAAGACUAUUUGAUGUAUGUGAUCGGAGUAGCCGUGGUGAUUAUUCUGCUCAUCGUUGUCUUGGGUAUGUUAGCAGCCAAAAGGAGACAUAAACAGGGCGUCUUGUGGCUGCCGGAUGGAUUCUUGCCUAGCAAACAUGACAAGAGGAGAGAACCUGUUGGCCAGGAUGACUUUGAUCUGAAACACUUCAAGACACAGGACAUUGGCACGGGCGACCAGGGUUCGGGAUGGAUGGAAGAUGAAGCGGCUGCCAAGAAGCCGAGAACGGAGAACAAGCCGCUGCUUCCUAUAAGUAUGGACGGAGGUGUGGAUCAAAGACAGUGGACCCUACAGCAUCGCAAGGCUGCUGAUAUCACCCUAACUCCACCACAGGCAGACACGGACAGCGAUUGCCUUGACGUGAAUGUGAAAGGUCCAGACGGUUUCACACCACUAAUGCUGGCAUCAUUACGUAACGGUGGAGGGCCUGACUGUAGCAUACACGGAGAGGAGGAGGAAGAGAGUGGAGGAGAAGAACAGGGACCCAGUGUCAUUUCAGACCUUAUAGCUCAAGGUGCUUCACUGAUGGCUCAGACUGACCGCACAGGAGAGACCGCUCUGCAUCUGGCUGCCCGCUACGCCCGAGCUGAUGCUGCCAAACGGCUGCUGGACGCUGGAGCUGACCCCAACUCUCACGACAACAUGGGCCGCACUCCGCUCCACGCAGCAGUGGCGGCCGACGCACAGGGAGUCUUUCAGAUCCUCAUCCGUAACCGUGCAACCGAGCUCGAUGCCCGAAUGAAUGAUGGUACCACACCUCUGAUCUUGGCUGCCAGACUCGCUGUGGAGGGCAUGGUGGAGGAGCUCAUUCACUGCCACUCUGACAUCAACGCAGUAGACGACCACGGCAAAUCUUCUCUGCACUGGGCAGCCGCUGUGAACAAUGUAGAGGCGACUCUAGUUCUUCUUAAAAAUGGAGCUAAUCGUGACAUGCAAGAUAACAAGGAGGAGACACCCUUAUUUCUUGCUGCCAGAGAGGGUAGCUUUGAAGCUGCUCAGGUUCUUUUGGAUCACUACUCAAACAGAGACAUAACUGAUCAUUUGGACAGGUUACCCCGGGACACAGCUCAGGAGCGCAUGCACCAUGACAUUGUUCGUCUGCUUGACCAGUACAAUCUGGUUCAUAGUCCUCAUAAUGGGCAGCACAUGGGAGGAAACUCCUCUAUUGUUUGUGGCGCUAACGGAGCUGGCUACAUCGGCAUGCGUACUGGGCCACAGGGGAAGAAGAGCAGGAGGGGUGGAGGUGGUGCGAAGGUGGCUGGUGGAGGGCCGAAGGAGCUUAAGGACAUGAAGGCCAAACGCAGAAAGAAGCCUGCCGGAGGAGAGGGGCCAGGGACCGGAGGCAGCUCAGCUGGAAAUGGAAAUUCAGUAGGCGCCCAAACUAAUGGUGUGAAGACGGCAGGACUUCCUGAGAGCUCCAUCACCAUGUCCCCUGUGGAUUCCUUGGAGUCCCCUCACUCGUACACCGGGGAAGUAUCUGUGCCUGUGUCCACUGCAGCUAACUCCCCUCCCCUCCUCAGCAGCCCAAGCAGCAGGCCUCUGCUGCCUCCAGUCAGCCACAUGCUGGGCCAGCAGCAGGGCUGGGUGGGCAUGCCUAAACAUGGCUACAACGGCCCCAUGUUUGGGCUAGUUUCACACCAGAUGAGUGGACCGCACUCUGGUAUGGGCCAACACCGAAGCCAGGGGGCCAUGCUUACACCAAUGAAUGUGACCAUGAGCAGAGAGCAGCUUCCUCCCAUCGUCACCUUCCAGAUGAUGGCCACAGGAGGAGGGCAGCCCAUGUUGAAGCCACCUCAGCCUGGCCAGGUCCAGGUCACACAGUCCCAAGGUCCAACCACCCAGCAGGGGGGUCCACACCUGCACUGCUCCCAGAUAUACCAAAUGCCCGAACAGAUGAACAUGGCACAUGCCCUGUCCCACACUCACCCUCAUACUGUCAAUCACAAUCACAGCAUCGAUGGCCAGUCCCGAGCACUGCCGUCUUACCCCACCAUGCAGAGCCCUGUGGAUAAAUACCCCACACCCCCCUCACAGCACAGCUACACCCCUGCCAGCUCAGAGGGCACCACUCCGGCUCAUUCUGCCCACCCUGCCAGUGAGCACCCGUACCUCACGCCUUCUCCAGAGUCCCCAGAUCCAUGGUCCUCCUCCUCCCCUCACUCCAACUCGGACUGGUCAGAUGUGACCACAAGCCCCACCCCCCUGAACAGCGUCCAUCAUGCACUAGCCUCUUCACGCCGCACUCACAUUCCGGAGCAGGCGCAGCAUCCGACGCAGUCACAGCAGAUGCAGCAGACGCCACAGCAGGCCCCGCUGGGGAACAUGCAGAGCGUGCCCGCCCCGUGGCUCGCCCCUCUCACGGACCUGACGCCUGAUUCCAGCCCCUGUUCGCCGUGUGUGGGUCUCUGCUGGAGGUUCGUGAGGAGCGGGGUGCACUGGCCCGGACGAUGGCGCUCUCUGCGGGGAUUCUGUCGCGAUAAUCCGGCCUCUAAAGUGGACAGUGCACGUCUGGAGCAGAUUUUUAACAAACAUACACGUCUUUGUCUCGAUCCAGCCGUGGCUAUGGCGUCUUCCCGGCUCAAGUACAUGUCCCUGGGUGUGCUGGUGUUCCAGACCACGUCCCUUGUGCUCACCAUGCGUUACUCUCGCACGCUGCAGUCGGACGGCCCGCGGUACCUGGCCUCCUCCGCUGUGGUGGUGGCCGAGCUGCUGAAGAUCCUCACCUGCGUCAUGCUCGUCUUCAAGGAGCACAGCUACAGUAUGCGAGCCCUGAACAGUAUCCUCCGUCAAGAAAUAGCGCACAAACCGAUGGAGACGUUGAAGCUCGCCAUCCCCUCGGGCAUCUACACUCUCCAGAACAACCUGCUGUACGUGGCCCUGUCCAACCUGGAUGCAGCCACUUAUCAGGUGACGUACCAGCUGAAGAUCCUGACCACCGCUCUGUUCUCCGUGUCCAUGCUGGGCCGCAGGUUAGGCAUCUACCAGUGGCUCUCUCUGCUCAUUCUCAUGACUGGAGUGGCAUUUGUGCAGUGGCCUUCGGAGUCUGCGUCGGCUGCAGAGGAGGAGGCUCUGUCGGCUGGCUCUCAGUUCGUGGGGGUGAUGGCGGUCCUGGUCGCCUGCUGCUCCAGUGGCUUUGCCGGAGUUUAUUUUGAGAAGAUCCUGAAAGAAAGCAAGCAGAGUGUCUGGGUCCGCAACAUCCAGUUAGGGAUGUUCGGCCUCGUGUUUGGCCUUUUUGGCAUGCUGCUGUAUGACGGAGACCGGGUUCGAGAGUCCGGUAUGUUCCAGGGGUACAACACGCUCACCUGGACCGUCGUGGCGCUGCAGGCGCUGGGGGGUCUGGUCAUAGCGGCAGUUAUAAAGUACGCAGACAACAUCCUCAAGGGCUUCGCUACGUCCCUCUCCAUCAUCCUGUCAACGCUCAUAUCCUACUUCUGGCUCCAGGACUUUGAGCCGACAGGAGUGUUCUUCUUGGGAGCAGUUUUAGUCAUUGUGGCUACUUUUCUGUACGGAUAUGAAGCCAAGCCAGCCCCCAACCCCAGCAGAGCCUGA